UUUUAUCAAUUGUUCAAAUCAUUUUUAUUUUAUUUUUUUUCUUUCCACUAAGGAGAGACUCUUGUAUUUUAAAUGCUUCAAUUUCAACUUGUUCGUUUGUCGACAAAGGCUCCCAUUGGUACUAAACCUUUAGCUAUUCUACGCUCGAAUCAUGCAACACAUUUCCGUCUCUUCCAUACAGCGAAGAGACUGAAUUUUGAUCGAAAGCCUUUGUUCGAAAAGAUCUUGAUCGCCAACAGAGGUGAAAUUGCUCUUCGAGUAAUGCGUACUGCAAAAGACCUCGGUAUCAAAACUGUAGCCGUUUAUAGUGAAGCAGAUGUAAACGCUCAACAUGUCAAAAUGGCUGAUGAGGCUUUUCUUAUUGGUCCCGCACCGUCAGCUGAAAGUUACUUGUGUAUAGAUAAAAUCAUCGACGCAGCUAAAAUAACAGGCGCACAAGCCAUCCACCCUGGUUAUGGUUUUCUCUCUGAAAAUGCUGACUUUGCCGAUACGGUCAAAGCAUCCAAUAUUGAAUUUAUUGGUCCUUCAGGUGACGCCAUGCGUGCUAUGGGCUCUAAAAGUGAAUCAAAAUAUAUCAUGCAGGAUGCUGGUGUGCCUGUCGUCCCAGGUUACCAUGGUGAAAAUCAAGAUCCUAAAUUCUUGAAGGAGCAAGCUGCUAAAAUCGGUUAUCCAGUGUUGAUAAAAGCCAUCAAAGGGGGCGGUGGUAAAGGCAUGCGUAUCGUCCAGCAUCCCGACGAUUUUGAAGAAAUGUUGGCUUCAUCCAAGCGAGAAUCCCUCAAGCACUUUGCUGAUGAUAAAGUGUUGGUUGAAAAAUACUUGGAGCGCCCUCGACAUGUGGAAGUCCAGGUCUUUGCUGAUAAACACGGUAAUUAUGUCCAUUUAUUCGAGCGAGAUUGCUCUGUACAGAGACGACAUCAAAAGGUAAUCGAAGAAGCGCCUGCACCAGGUCUUUCUCAGGAACUGCGUAUGGAAUUGGGUGCAAAAGCAGUGGCAGCCGCACGUGCUGUCAAUUAUGUAAAUGCUGGUACAGUUGAGUUUAUUAUGGAUAACGUGGAUAAGCAAUUUUACUUUAUGGAAAUGAAUACGAGAUUGCAGGUGGAACAUCCGGUGACUGAAAUGGUAACGAAUACUGAUUUGGUCCGUUGGCAGUUGGAAGUGGCAGCAGGAAAUCCUUUGCCUAUGAGACAAGAGGAUUUGAAGUUAUCAGGGCAUGCCUUUGAAGCCCGUGUUUACGCUGAAAACCCCUCCAAUCACUUCCUUCCUGAUACAGGACCCUUAUUCAACGUUCGUACUCCAACCCCUAGCCCCAAUUUGCGUUUAGAAACAGGCUUUAUUCAAGGUGACGACAUUAGCGUCUACUAUGACCCUAUGAUUUCCAAGCUGGUUGUACAUGGCGAAGACCGCCAAGAUGCUUUGCGUCGGUUCCGCCGUGCUCUUGAACAAUAUCAGAUUGUGGGUUUGAACACCAAUAUUGGGUUCAUCAAAACUGUAGCAGAGCAUCCUGAGUUCAUCAAAGGAGAGGUGGAAACAGGCUUUAUCCAACAAUACGAAAAAGACCUAUUCCGUACGAAAGGUGGUGGAAAAUUUGAACCUGAUCCAAGCACUUUAGCAUUAGCAGCGAGUGCGCUUCGGUUAAAGGAAAUAGAAUCGGUUCGAAAAAGUCUUCAAGAUCCCUAUAAUCCUUGGGCGACUCGUUCGGAUAGUUUCCGCAUCAACAACUUAAAUCAUAAAGAAUAUACUGUGACGACUAAGGAAGAUGACCAUCCUCAGCCCUAUAAAGUCGUUGUGUCCACUCACCCUGAAAAUGAUAGCUUGAUCGACAUGGACGUGAUGAACGGCGAAACAGGCGAAACGCUCAAAAGUUAUAAAGCAGUCAAGACUUAUAUUGAUCAAGAAGAUGGCUUACUGGUGUCGUCUUUGGAUAACAAAAAACUCAAGAGUAAUGUUGUGUUGCACAACGACGAAGUAGUUGUAUUCGAUGAGUUUGGUCGUACUACAUUAAAAUUACCUACACCAAAAUAUCUUGAAGGUCUGAGAAAUAGCCAAGGUACUGCAGGUGCUGCGGGAUCUAUCAAAACUCCCAUGCCUUGUAAGAUUUCGCAAAUUUUAGUUCAACCAGGCCAACAUAUCAAAAAGGGGGAUACUUUGAUUGUUCUAGAAGCGAUGAAAAUGGAGCACGUUAUUAAAGCACCCAUGGCCGGAAAAGUCGAUCAAGUUUUAUAUGCUGUAGGUGACUUGGUAGCAGAGAAUAAGAGCCUUUUGACUUUUGCAGAUAAAGAAGAACCAAAAGCCCCACACUAAGAAAAAGGGAUCGAUCUGUCGCUAAGUACAUUGGCUGUUUGAUUUUUAAUGAUGAUAUAGAGAUAAAGAUGGUUAAAGCUUCCAGUCACGUAUUUGCGCACAUACUUGUCUAAAUGAAUGUCCAUUACACAAUUGCACUAGACCUUUUUAAGGACAGAGGAGAGUGGGGGGGGUGUUGUAUCAGGCACACAACAGUUUCAUUCUUUCUUUUUUCUUUUUAAAAGGAUAAAUAAAGACUCC
Mycotypha africana is the source of this 2541-nucleotide messenger RNA. Its product is annotated as carbamoyl-phosphate synthase L chain, ATP binding domain-containing protein. Gene Ontology annotation, cellular component: mitochondrion. The record is from RefSeq and is a predicted model, not a curated record. The transcript is spliced from 8 exons. Lineage: Eukaryota; Fungi; Mucoromycota; Mucoromycetes; Mucorales; Mycotyphaceae. Gene Ontology annotation, molecular function: metal ion binding; methylcrotonoyl-CoA carboxylase activity; ATP binding. Bases 73 to 2301 code for a protein of 742 amino acids.